CUGCUCCGGGGCUACAAGCGCGCGAUCUCGCCCAACCUGCCGAAGAACUGCCGCUUCACGCCGACGUGCUCCGAGUACACGGCCAUCGCCAUCAAGGAGCUCGGCUUCUUCAAGGGCUUCGUGCUCUUCCUCUGGCGCCUCGCGCGGUGCUCGCCCCUCGGCGGCCGCGGCUACGACUACCCGACGUGG
This is a messenger RNA of Aureococcus anophagefferens, 189 nucleotides long. RefSeq lists its product as hypothetical. The transcript has a single exon. The annotation marks the transcript as partial. The record is from RefSeq and is a predicted model, not a curated record. Lineage: Eukaryota; Pelagophyceae; Pelagomonadales; Pelagomonadaceae.